GCGUAGAUACGCGCUACAGCCUGGGUGAUGACGUCACGGGUGCAGGAAUGGCGGCGCCGUCUGUCUGUGUGAGGGAGGGAGUCUGGAGAGCCUGAAAACUUUACUCCACAGCACAGCGCACCUUCUGCGGAUUGAACACGCCGCAUCGUUUCGGUCGCCGAGGACACGAAGACAGAUUUAAAAAGGCACCGAGAGCUCCCACCGUGUCAUAAAGUGAAGUACGGCCACGGAUAUAAGCUCGCUUAGCUUGCUAACUGAACACUUGUAACUUUACCUGCGUUAGCAACCAAGCUAACAUUACAGCUUUAGCUGCACAAGUAUAACGUUUGAUUUGUUUUAUCAUUUCACACAGCAAUCUGAGAGGAAACGAGGUAGCUUAGGGACACACUCGAGCCUUAGCUAGUCGCUUUAUAGACGCUAGCAGUCUGGGAUAUUUAUUGCUGUCUAGCCAGCUAAGCGUUAGCUUUGUCGCUAAUAACUUAGCCUAUAUGCCACAAUGGAGAGUUUAACGCUGAGCGACGUCGAGCAGAAAUACUACUCGGAUUUGUUUGUGUACUGCGACGUGGACAACACGAAAAAAGUGGCCUCCAACGGCAAGGUUCUGGAGCUGUUCCGGGCGGCCCAGCUCUCCAACGACGUGGUGCUGCAGAUCACUGAACUGUGUGGCGCGACCCGUCUUGGCCACUUCGGGAGGAGUCAGUUCUACAUUGCAUUGAAGCUUAUAGCAAUAGCCCAGUCUGGACUGCCGCUUCGUGUCGAGAGCCUGAACAGUGUCAAAGACUUGCCCCUUCCUCGCUUUGUGGUGGGAAAGAAUGAGCAGGAGGCCAGACACGCAUCGGUAUACCCAGACACAGAGAACCAGGGGCCGUAUUCCAGCGUGAUCCCCAGACCACCAGGUCGAGUCCCAACCAAAAAAGUGUCCACGCAUGAAGUGAUCCAACCCUGUGCUCCCCCUGUUGAACCCCAGCCAGAAGCCACGUCUCCUGUAGUGUCCCCUCACCAGUCUCCGCCCACUUCACCUCCUGCCUGGAGGAAGCACAAGCGCCAACCAAGCGGAGGCACCGUGGACCGACAGGCCGCGGUGGCAGGAGCCGUUUGGCCACCAUUCAGAGAAGCACAAUCUGGUCCAGUAGCAGGCGAUGGGAUGUGGUCUGCCCAUUCUCCUCCUCCCGUUCAGGAAAACUGGGUCAGUUUCACAGACACACCUCCCUCCAGCACACUUCCAGCAAUGCAUCCCUCUUCUGCUCAGGAGAGCACAACAGUACGGACAGUGACAUCUGCUGCUACUACAAACGAGAUCCAAAGACAGGCCAGUGGUUAUGACGACCCCUGGAAAAUCACAGAUGAGCAAAGACAGUAUUACAUUAAUCAGUUUAAAACUAUCCAACCUGAUCUGACAGGUUUUAUCCCUGGCUCUGCCGCAAAGGAGUUUUUUACUAAGUCAAAGCUGCCUAUUUUAGAGUUGUCUCACAUUUGGGAGUUAUCAGAUUUCGAUAAAGACGGUGCACUGACCCUGGACGAGUUCUGUGCAGCAUUUCAUCUUGUGGUUGCUAGAAAGAACGGUUAUGACCUUCCAGAGAAGCUUCCAGAGAGCUUAAUGCCAAAGCUUAUUGACCUGGACGACUCAGCAGGAGUCCCAGAUUCUGCACCUGAAGUGGGCUUCUCUGGUUCCCCAGUGGAGGUGACGCCUAAUAAAUCUCCUUCCAUGCCUUCCUUAAACCAGAACUGGCCCGAGCUCAACCAGAGCAACGAGCAGUGGGAGACUUUUAGCGAACGCUCUUCAAGCUCACAAACUCUGACCCAAUUUGAUUCUAACAUUGCACCAGCUGACCCUGAUACGGCUAUCGUGCAUCCUGUACCCAUCCGUAUGACACCUAGCAAGAUACACAUGCAGGAGAUGGAGCUGAAGAGAACUGGAAGUGACCACACACAUCCAACAAGUCCUCUAAUCGCUAAACCUUCCGAACUCUCGGAGGACAAAAAGCUAGCAGCAAUUAAAUUCCCUGGUAGUGCUGUAGGUGAUGGCUAUAGCAGCUCUGAUUCAUUUACAUCUGAUCAGGAACCCAUUUCAAGUGCUGCAACCAGACAGAGGUCUCACUCUGGAACUUCUCCCGAAGGUCUGAAAGCUGUGGCUCCGCCCCCUCCCCCUCCCCGCCCUCAUGCUUCACACUCACGAUCUUCCUCUCUAGACAUGAACAGGAACUUUGCCACCGUCACCGCAGGGGCUCAGCAGCAGGCAGGAGCGGUGGCCUUUCCUCCUGCCGUGCCUCCUCGGCCACUGGCUACACAGGCGUCAGUGCCGCACGGCCACCGUUCAGUAGAUGGAGAUGGUCUUCCAGCACAUUCCAGUACUUCACCACAGCAGAUUCCUGAACAGCCUAAUUUUGCAGACUUCAGCCAGUUUCAGGCGUUUGCUGUGGAGCAACCUGCAGACGAAGGGGACAAACAGCAGGACAGUGGACAGGUGGAGAAAUGUGCAGACACUGCUGCAGCUUUGAGAUCAGCGAAGAAUGAAACUCAGUCAGAGGAACGACCUGCGGCCACCGUAAACUCUGCCAAAGGAUCUACUCCACUGGCACCUCCUCCCAAACCUGUCCGGCGAAGGCUGAAGUCAGAAGAUGAGCUCAGACCCGAAAUAGACGAGCACCCGCAGAAGUCCAACAUCGUUGCCACUGUUCUCGCCACGCAGCCUUCUAUACCACGAUCUGCUGGGAAGGAUAAAAAGUCAAUCCAAGCUUCCAUUAGAAGAAAUAAAGAGACGAAUACGGUUCUGGCUAGACUCAACAGUGAAUUACAGCAACAGUUAAAGGACUUGCUGGAGGAGAGAAUAUCGUUGGAAGUUCAACUGGAGCAGCUGAGACCUUUUUCCCAUUUGUAAGCAUGUGAAGAAAGAGCCGCGAAGAGCGACGGUAAAGGUUCUACAGAUCCUCCGCGAGGACGCUCAUGUCAGCCCUCUUCCUGCUCCUCAUCUGGCUACGUGAGGAAAGACUUUGCUGCUUCCUCCAUAAUGCUCUCACACCCCAUCCUGCUCUGAUAGAGAGGCUGUCCUCACAGCGAGGAGUAGGAAUAUAUAACAUUUUGGCACUUUGACGAAACAGAGUGCGAGUUAAAUCUAACUGUCCAUCCUCUGCUUAUGCAGCACACGGUUAGCACUGUUACUAUGGGGCGUAUAUGCUCCUGAAUCUCACAGAGGAUGAUGGAGAUGAUUGUCCAGCAGAUCUGGCCUGAUAAUCAUGUGUGCAGGGGAGGACAGAUUUUCUUGUGGGAGGUCAUGCUCUGUUUCAGAAGUACGCUCACGAAUGACUGCUAGACACUCGUUCAUGUUUCUUCUAAACUCCCUAAAAUAACAUUGGACAACACGUGUGUGCGUGUGUGUGUGUGUGUGUGUGUGUGAGAGAGAGAGAGUGUGAGUGAGUGAUGGUUAAAAAUAUAUUGCAUAAUACUAGAGUUUCUCAGCUCUCGUCCUGAAGGUCAUUGGUCUGCACAUCCAUCUCACUUGAUCGGCGCAUGAUGAUGAGAAGAAGAAGGAGGAGCACAGGGUGAAAUGACACCCAGGAGUAGAGUUGAGAAACACAGGCAUAAUGCAUCAAAGAUCACUCUUCUUUUAACAUCUGUGGUAUAACAAUGUUUUUUCUACCUUGUACAGUCAUUGGCCCUGUAUAACAGAUCUUUUCUUUCUUGAAUCCCACACUCAUCAGUGCAUUUCCUGUAAGGCACAGACCCUGAGUGAGUCAUGUUUCAGCAUCGUGUUUUCAUGUUCCACCAAUUUAAAAAAAUAAGACCUGAAACUGCACUUACUUCCCCUUGGCUUUCCUUUCUGUUUGUUCGUAUUUUACCUUGUAUCAAUUUUUUGCAUGUUGUUCCUGAUCUUAAAAUCGAACCACUUGAUUUGUAUGUCUAUUAUCUUAACUAGUACUAGAGUUUUACAAUCUUACUCAAAAUUAAUGUCUUAAGUUUUGGUUGGUUAGUUUAUUUGUUUUCCAUUUUCUGUCCACAAAGCCUUACUCCUUUCAUUCAUUUUUUUUUUUUUUUUUUUUUACAUUAUUGCCCCCCCACCCCUGUUGAAUCAAGGUGAGCCUUUUUUCCCCUGCUGUUCAGGUCGAUGUACUGUAUAAGGGGUUUGUUGUAUAUUGUAUGAUACACACCUUUUGGUCGCAUAUGUAAAUUUGCAUUAAUUGCUGACUAAUAGCAAAUAUUCUAUUUAAUUGCUUAUAUUAUGGCUGUGGGAUCAUAGAUGUUUAACUGCAUGGAUGUAUCUCUGCAGAAUGAACUAGCAGCUGUGUGAUUUUUACACAAAAUAAAAAUGGCACAAUAUUUUAAUAA
This is a messenger RNA of Tachysurus fulvidraco (yellow catfish), 4323 nucleotides long. It is a transcript of the gene reps1, whose product is annotated as RALBP1 associated Eps domain containing 1. Gene Ontology annotation, molecular function: calcium ion binding; protein binding. Bases 497 to 2878 code for a protein of 793 amino acids. The transcript is spliced from 20 exons. The record is from RefSeq and is a predicted model, not a curated record. Gene Ontology annotation, cellular component: cytoplasm; plasma membrane. NCBI's taxonomy places the organism in Eukaryota, Metazoa, Chordata, Actinopteri, Siluriformes, Bagridae. Gene Ontology annotation, biological process: endosomal transport; endocytosis.